Mustela erminea (ermine) is the source of this 6097-nucleotide messenger RNA. It is a transcript of the gene HOXB3, whose product is annotated as homeobox B3. NCBI's taxonomy places the organism in Eukaryota, Metazoa, Chordata, Mammalia, Carnivora, Mustelidae. The transcript is spliced from 4 exons. The record is from RefSeq and is a predicted model, not a curated record. Gene Ontology annotation, biological process: regulation of transcription by RNA polymerase II. The coding region runs from base 4782 to 6074 and encodes 430 amino acids. Gene Ontology annotation, cellular component: nucleus. Gene Ontology annotation, molecular function: RNA polymerase II cis-regulatory region sequence-specific DNA binding; DNA-binding transcription factor activity, RNA polymerase II-specific.
AAUCGUUUUAUGAGCUCUUUUUACAAAGGAAAGAAGAAACUCUCUCGCCUCCUUCUUUUCCUUUUUCAACUUUCUUCGCCGGGUUUUUUUUUAUGGUGGAUGCUUGGGUCAGAUUUGUUGCCUUUUAUGAUGACGGAUGCUUGGGUCAGAGGGAGAGCGAGGGGCCUCACACCUGGAGAGUGUUUGAACUGCUUGGGACGGAGGUGUCAGAGCCCCUGAAAAACCCCAGAGAACGUCGUUUGGGAGGCAGCUCAGAAGGGCUUUUAGGGUUUCAGAAAAUGCAGGCGGGCCUGGAGAGCUCCAGCAUGUGUGUGUGCAAGUAUGCGUGUUUUGGGACACGCACAUGUGGCCAGUGUGUUCUGUGACUUUGCUUGUCUACACUGGGGGCUUGUGUCCCCUAUGUCUGUUUACCGGGGAGAUGUCACUGCCGCCUCCUGGAAAAAUGGAAUGCAGUUCUUGGAUGGAAUGCCCCAGGCUUGGAGCUGGGUAUAGGUAGAUGUCUUCAUUUUCUUUCUUUCUUUUCGUUCUUUCUUUCUUUCUUGUGUCUAGCAUGGGAUUCUGGAUAGAUAUUUGCAACUCUGGAGCAGGAAACUGUUCCGUUUACAGGCAAGGUUCUUUGGUGCCAGAAUCUUCCUCUUCAUCUCUGCUCCCCCCUUCUUCCCCUCUGGAGGCUCAGUGCUCACUUUGGUUUCCUUUUCCUCUCUUGUUUUGGGGGUUCUGUUCCCCCUUUGUGGGGCCCUGCUUCUGAAGGCAAGGGAGCCAGCAGGCUCUGGCUCAGACCUGAAAAUGUGCUGGCCCUUUUACCCUGGGGCUCACUGAGGGUUAGGAGGCAGGAGGCUGGCAGGAGAGAGAGUUCAUGGAGAGGCCACGUUUUCUAGGCGAUUAGCUCAGUAUUAGAACCACAAAAUGACCUCGGAAGCCCCUUGACCUCUCUGAGACUGGACAGUGUGCUGCUCCUGGCUCCUGACUGCUGCCCAGGAGGGAAAGUCAGACCUCUGCCAGGAGGGCCCCUCCCGGGCUGUCCUGUGGCCGGCCUUCUGCAUCUCCCUCUGGCCCCCAACCCCUUCUUUGCUAUCUGGGAAUCUCUGGAUUGUUUUUCUGUGACUGUCCACUGGGAAGAAAAGGAGUAAAAAAUUUAGCUCAGGGGUACAGAUAGGGGAGGGAGGUGAGGUGCUGAUCUGGCCCUCGGUGUAGAGCUCCCUUCCCAGGCCAGGUUCUAACCGCUCCCCCCACCAUGUCCAACUCAUGCCUCCUUUCCUCCUUCUCUUGGAGGGAGCUGAGGGAGGAGAGACAAAGGGAGGUGAAAGGAGAGGUCCACAGGGCUUCACAGCGCCAAGGGAACAAGCUUCUGGGUUCUAAAGAGAGGGAAGCCCCCCCACCCCCGCCAGUCCCUUGGAGGCAACUUUCUCUCCAGGUCUCAGAUCCAAAUCCACAGCUUCUCAACCCACUUUCUGAAGUUCCUUUGUUUAGGAAGCUAAUCCUAGAGUCGCUUGUGCCCUCUUCCCCUAAUCCCCAGCCCCAUCCCAGCGACUCACAGAGGCCAUGGAUGCCUUCCCAGCAGAGGAGCAAGAGAAGUGGGAGAAGGGUCAGGACAGGCUGUUCUGCCCAUUUCCAGGAACAGCUCUGCCACAUUAACCAAAGUUUUAGCAACUUUUAAUUUUAAGAGAUGGGUGGAGAAUUUGCUAACAUGGAGCCUUUCCAAAUCUCUAUUCUACUCUGAUUCAAUUCUUAAAAUCCACACCAGCUGCCGUUAUUUUAGGAGGAGAUAGAGACAAAGAGAGACAGACAGACAGACAGACAGACUCCAGCUGGGAAGAGAGGAAAUAUUCCUUCAGUUAAAACUAGGAGAGACCGAACCUUGCUGGGAUGUGUGUCGGGUACUGAUUUGCAUUUUGUAAAUUGUCUCCUGUAACUUGGGGUCUCUAACUCAGGCAAGAAAUAGCUAGUAUCUGUUGGUACCAUCUCCUUUGUCCCUGAGUGGGGGAAUCCACGCAGGGGCUGGAGGUCUCAGGCAGGAGAGGGAAUGAGUAGAAAGGGGGUCAGGCCGCUCCUGGGCUGCAAACGUUUGGGGCGCAUGUCAGAUGUGCACCCAUUACUCAGAAGGGCAGAUAAGCUAUUGUGGGCCCUCUAGAGGCCCAGGUGAGGAAGCUGUAGCCACCUCGGACUUUAGGAGGUGCUCUCUGCCGUGUGAGGGGUCCAUUAAAGGGAAAGAGGAAGGAAACAAUGGAAGGGAAGAUUGGGGUUCAUUCAAGGGUUUCAACCACUGAGGCAAGAGCUUCGAGAUUUCCCUAUUCCCUCACUCCCAGACCCCCAGUCUUUUCAGGGCUGAGCACCUCCAGCAGGCUCCCCAGCUGGAUGGGCUCAUCUUCUAGAAUUCCAGCGGCACCCCUCAUCUUUGCCCUCUCUUCCCUUCAGGUUCUUGGGCCCUUGCCGCUGGCCUUCUACUUGCACCUCUGGGGACAGAGGGGCUGCCCCAGUCCUGCCCGAGUGCGAGCGAGCGAGCCGGGGCAGCAGCGCCGGUGGUGGGUCUCCCUGGGAAGAGUGGCACGCUGGGGAGGGGAGUCUGGUUGGAAAACAGAGUUGGGAAGUUUCCCAGCGUGAGUUGAGCGCUGACGGAUUUGUGAUCAGCCAUAAAACCGGAGCGUUCAGAUUCGUAAAUCAAUCUCGCCUUUCUCGCAGAAUGAACGUUCGCUUUAUCGGCAGCAAGAAAGCGCUCCACUCGCGCUCAGGCGCUUGUUUAUUUGAACAUGGACAUUCCCAGGAUCCGAAAAGAGGGUGGGCAUUUUAACAGAACCUGCCUGGCGUGCCUUCCUGUCAUUCUGCUGUUUUCUUGUCCUUAAAGACAAUUUCUCGGUUUCAAAGACAAUUUCUCGGUUUCAGAGAGUGCUGUCUUCCCAUGCUCCUGCUUAUUUCUUCCUUCCUUUCUCCCUCUCUAUCUCUCUCCGUCUCCCUCUUUUUUUUUUUUCUUUUUUUUCUUUCAGACUUUAGUGGACUGUGUUCCUAUAGGGGACCAUUUGUAAUAGAUCCGUGGCCAGGAUCUUGCAAGGAGCUGCCUGGGCAGGAGCCAGGCUAAGGGCCCACAUCGGGAGCAGGCUGAAUUCAAUACCAGUCUGUGUUUUGUAUCUGGACAAUCAAAGCCGACUACCCCCCCUACAGAGUGCGGCCCUGUUGGCGCCCCACCCGGGCGGGCGUCAGGAGCAGGGAUUCCGAGGAGAAGGCAGGGGUUGCUCAGCCACCCCAGCUGGAACUUACCGGGGCCGGCAGGCAGGGUGGCUGUUUCUUUGGGGGGUUGGUAAGGCAUCUGGGUCCUCAGCCACCUCCCCAGUGAGUUGGUUUUGGUUCGGACCUUUCCAGACAAACCAGUGGUGCCCCCUCGGCCCCUGCUCCCCUACCCUAAGCUGAAUUUAUUCUCCUACCCUGCCUGCUCCGACGGCGUAGGCCAGGCUGCGCCCGGAGCUGCUGAAGAUAAGGCUGGGAAUGUGCCGAGCGGGCGGCUUCUCCAGGAAUGUCUUUUCUGCUCCCCUUUGCACUCCCACCCCUCCCAGUGGCCCAGGACUCCAAUUCUGGUUGUAACUGGUCUGCAAGUUCUGGGGCCAAGCUGUAAGGGAAGGUUUGGGGGAUUUUUGGUUUCGUUUUGUUUUGUUUUGUUUACAUCUGGGACGAAGGCGUGUGUGUCCCUUUCUCUCUCUAGGCCUAGGGAAUGGAUUGGUCCUACCAUCCCUCUGUUUAACCCUUUAUUAUGAGAUUCCCUCCCUUCCCCCCAAUCUUUCCCCAUCGAUCAGGCUCCAUUGUCUGCUGAUUGGGAGCUCAGGGUACUAACACCUGGGAAAUAGGGACCCCGGGGCUGCCAGGCCAACUUCAAAGCUGCUUUCUUCCCUUUCCUUCCCCUCUAGUUGAAAUCUUCGGCUGUCUUCACUGAUGUGUUGUGGGUAGAGGGGGUCACUGGGAUGGGGUGUGACAUAGGUAGACAGACACUGACUGUCCACUUCUUUUGUAUAGACACCUUAGUCUGGGAUCUUUGUCUCUAGAGCGUAUGCUCAGUUGGUCACUAGAAUUUGAUUUCCCUUGGUAAUAACACAAGGGACAGAAAAAAAAGUCCCCCUUGCGGUUAUUCUCAGCUGUGGGAGCUCCCGAGUCAUCUCCUCACCCUGUCCCUUUUCUGCCCCUUCCAGAGGUACCACAAAAGAUCAGAAGGAGAAUUAAACCCAGAAGCCCCAUUCUUUAUACAUAUGUAACUUGGACUUAACGAAGGGUUUCUUUUGAAGCUGGUCCCUUUAGAAAGGUUGUUGGUCUUUUAGGAAGGGGGGAGUGGGCCCCACUAAGAUCAAUAUCCUAGGAGUGAGAGAGAGAAUGGAGUUGGGGGGAAAUCUUGAGCUUAGAGGAUGCAGAGAGAGGAACGGGGAGCUGAGAAAUCCAGGGGCUUGGAGCAGGGCUCCGCGCCCACCCCACCCCCACCCCCCAGACGCCCCUGCAGACUAUUUCUGCACCUCCACGAACUAAGCAGAAGCAGGAGGAGAAGGGAGAGAGGAGAGGUGGGCUGUGGGAGGGGAGAUUUCUCGCCUGCCGCUCGCGCUGGGGCUCGAUGUGAAUAUAUAUUAUGUCUGCCUGUUCUCCCCUCGUCGGUGGCUAAGGUCAGCCGCUCCCAACGGAUUCGGGAGGAGGGGGGCAGAAAGGGGAGGGGGGGUCCGGCGCCUCACGUGACCCCCGCGGGUGCCAAUGUCCGGUCGUGAGGGUAUCAGGCUCUUGCAAGUUGCCACCCACUGCCCGGGCCUCGCCCAGCGAUGCAGAAAGCCACCUACUACGACAACGCCGCGGCAGCACUCUUCGGAGGCUAUUCCUCGUACCCUGGCAGCAAUGGCUUCGGCUACGACGGUCCCCCCCAACCCCCCUUUCAGGCCGCCACGCACCUGGAGGGCGACUACCAGCGCUCGGCGUGCUCGCUGCAGUCCCUGGGCAACGCCGCCCCGCAUGCCAAGAGCAAGGAGCUCAACGGCAGCUGCAUGAGGCCCGGCCUGGCCCCCGAGCCCCUGCCCGCCCCGCCCGGCUCACCCCCGCCCAGCGCCGCACCUACCAGUACCACUAGCAACAGCAGUAAUGGGGGCGGGCCCAGCAAAAGCGGCACCCCCAAGUGCGUUCCCGGCUCCAACUCCACCCUCACCAAACAGAUAUUCCCCUGGAUGAAAGAGUCAAGGCAAACGUCCAAGCUGAAAAACGGCUCCCCCAGCACAGCGGAGGGCUGCGGCGGCGGCGGCAGUGGCGGCGGCAGUGGCAGCGGCGGGGGCGGCGGCGGCGGCGGCGGCGGCGGGGGAGGGGACAAGAGCCCCCCGGGGUCGGCGGCGUCCAAACGCGCGCGGACGGCGUACACGAGCGCGCAGCUGGUGGAGCUGGAGAAGGAGUUCCACUUCAACCGCUACCUGUGCCGGCCGCGCCGCGUGGAGAUGGCCAACCUGCUGAACCUCAGCGAGCGGCAGAUCAAGAUCUGGUUCCAGAACCGGCGCAUGAAGUACAAGAAGGACCAGAAGGCCAAGGGCCUGGCCUCGUCGUCCGGGGGCCCCUCCCCCGCCGGCAGCCCCCCGCAGCCCAUGCAGUCCACGGCCGGCUUCAUGAACGCCUUACACUCCCUGACCCCCAGCUACGAGAGCCCGUCCCCGCCCGCCUUCGGCAAAGCCCACCAGAAUGCCUACGCGCUGCCCUCCAACUACCAGCCCCCUCUCAAAGGCUGCGGCGCCCCGCAGAAGUACCCCCCGACCCCGGCGCCCGAUUACGAGCCUCACGUCCUCCAAGCCAAUGGGGGCGCCUAUGGGACGCCCACCAUGCAGGGCAGCCCCGUGUACGUGGGCGGGGGCGGCUACGCGGAUCCGCUGCCGCCCCCUGCCGGCCCCUCCCUCUACGGCCUCAACCACCUUUCCCACCACCCUUCGGGGAACCUGGACUACAAUGGGGCGCCCCCUAUGGCCCCCAACCAGCACCACGGACCCUGCGAUCCCCACCCUACCUACACAGACCUCUCCUCUCACCAUGCGCCUCCUCCUCAGGGUAGAAUCCAAGAAGCGCCCAAAUUAACACACCUGUGAUGGGAGAGGGAGGGCGGAGGGUC